AUGGAAAACCACCCACAACUACUUCGAAGACCUUUACCUCCAAAAUUCCCUAAGCUGCCUUUAAGUAAGAAGAAAGUCCAUACAGCCAAGACUGGUAAAACUGAGCCAAAACAUGUGAAGUUCAUUCAAGAUGAAACCACUUCAAUUGAAAGAAAGAAAACUAGUUUUCCUGAUGUUGUUUCAAGAAAUCAACCACAAACACUUGUCAAAAUCCAAAAUCUUUUUCUUGAUCAUUAUAUACAAGAAAGAGUGACUACUAUUUCAAUACCCAGAAAAACUUUUAAGAAUGUCUAUUGGCACAUUCCAGAGACUGCUACUGGUUCCAUAUUUUUCCCAACCUGUCGUUCAGCCUCAAGUCGAGUUUUUGGGAAAGAAACAAGACAAAUGAAAAGGUCAAGAAAAUCAAAAGAAAAAGCAUCAAAAAUAAUAAAUUUUUAUUUUGGUGACCUGUUCAAAGACAUUCUGUUUCUCUCCUCAAAGUUCUCCAGGCUUCCAAAUACCACUUCCCCAGCUAUUCCUCCCAAACCCAAGGAAGUUCACUCUGAGUAUCUACCUUUAUCUACCUGUACUUUUAGGCAAUCUCUGAUAGGGCCACGUGCAACAGUGCCAAGCCCUGUUCCAGGAUUUAGGCGUGCUAAAGCAGAAAGACCAUGGGCUAAACAUUUAAAACAAAAUACUGCCAUGGUACUAAGUAUUACUCAUUUUCCAGGCCUCUUGUCCAUACCAACACCAAUUUUGCCAAGAAAACCUCGAAGACAGUCUUUGUUAGAAACUCAUAUAACAGAACCUGAAAAUGUAGAAAGUACUCCAAGGCACAGCAUGCCAAACCUGCCUGAAGGUAUCAUGAAAUCUAGAAAACCAGAGGAAUCACAGGCAUGUCUCAUUCGUGGUGGGGGUCUUAAGACUAUUAAUGCAACACAAUAUGAAACAAUAAUAGCCAUGACCAACCUCGCCAUAGUAAACUGUCAAAUAUAUGGAAGAAAUGCACUUAAUCUUAAGGGCUUUUUUAUCACGAAAUGUCCAGACUUAACGAUUUUGGCUUCCCAGUUGAUAUAUCUUAACUUAUCCUUUAAUGAUAUCAGUUACUUUCCCACAGAAAUACUUUGUCUUAAAAAUUUACAAAUACUAUUACUGAGAAAUAAUCCUAUCAAAGAAAUCUCUUCUGAAAUUCAACAACUUAAGCUCCUUAGAAUUUUCAGCAUUGCCUUUAAUUUGAUUACUACUCUUCCACCUGGGUUAUUUUUUUUGUCCCAUCUUGAGGAACUUGAUAUUUCUUACAAUAGUAUUGUUUCCAUUCCAAAUGAAAUCCAGAAACUCAGAUCACUUGAAAAACUGAAUGUUGAUGGGAAUGAACUGACGACUUUUCCAUCUGCAAUUUUGAAGCUUAACCUGAAAAAAAUCCUGUUUGAGAAUACUUUCACGCAUCCUGCUUUUUGGAAAGAGAAUUCUUUGAAUAGCCCACCGUCUCUUACUCAGAUUACUUCUUUUUUCUUUUUAAAAAAUAAUCUACAUGAAUAUUAUGAUGUGAUCCCAGUGGAAAUUCAAAAGCUACUAAAAUGCGCAUCUAGAUGUGAAUGGUGUCAAGGUCCCAAGUUUGGUGAAGGUUUUCGAGUCAUCCAGUCCUGUGACAUUUUUGGAGCAACACACCUUCCUGUUUUGUUUCUUGUCUGUUCUUCUUCCUGCUAUAGAAAAGUAAAGGAAAGCAGUUUUAUUUCAGAGAGUAUUCCUAGUAGAAGAGUAACUCUAAAUUCUGACUUGAUAAGUCAUGCAAUGAUUUUGGAGUCCCACUUUAAAAGCCAUUAG
Messenger RNA from Leptonychotes weddellii (Weddell seal), 1803 nucleotides. Lineage: Eukaryota; Metazoa; Chordata; Mammalia; Carnivora; Phocidae. The record is from RefSeq and is a predicted model, not a curated record.